AUGACCAAAUCGUUCAGCGAGAGCGGGCUGAUGGCGGAAGCCCAGCCUCAAGGUCCCCCGAGCUGGACUGACGACUGCCUCAGUUCCCAGGACGAGGCGGACAAGAAAGAGGAGGAUCUGGAAGCGAUGCACACCGAGGAGGAUUCCCUGAGAAACGGCGAGGAAGAGGAGGAAGAGGACGACUUGGAAGAAGAGGAGGAGGAGGAGGAGGAGGAGGAAGACGAGGAGGAAGACGAGGACGAUCAGAAGCCCAAGAGGCGGGGCCCCAAGAAGAAGAAAAUGACCAAGGCGCGACUGGAGCAACGGCGCAUGAAGGCCAAUGCCCGGGAGCGGAAUCGCAUGCACGGCCUCAACGCCGCCCUGGACAACCUGCGCAAAGUGGUGCCCUGCUACUCCAAGACCCAGAAGCUGUCCAAGAUCGAGACGCUGCGCCUGGCCAAGAACUACAUCUGGGCGCUCUCCGAGAUCCUGCGCUCCGGCAAGAGCCCGGACCUGGUCUCCUUCGUGCAGACCCUCUGCAAGGGCUUGUCGCAGCCCACCACCAACUUGGUGGCCGGCUGCCUGCAACUCAACCCGCGGACUUUCUUGCCGGAGCAGAGCCCAGACGGACCGGCCCACCUGCCGCCCGCCGGCACGUCCUUCCCGGGCCACCCUUACACCGCCUACCAGUCGCCGGGGCUUCCCAGUCCGCCUUACGGCACCAUGGACAGCUCCCACCUCUUCCACCUCAAGGCGCCGCACUCCUUCGGGGCUGCGCUGGAGCCCUUCUUCGAGAGCGCCCUGGCCGAGUGCGCCAGCCCUUCCUUCGACGGGCCCCUCAGCCCGCCGCUCAGCAUCAACGGGAACUUCUCCUUCAAACACGAACCUGCCAACGACUUCGAGAAAAGCUAUGCCUUCACCAUGCACUACCCGGCCGCCGCCGGCCUGGCGGGCGCCUCGGGCCACGGCUCCAUCUUCUCCUGCUCCGCCUCGCGCUGCGAGAUCCCCGUGGACACCCUCAUGCCCUACGAGAGCCAUGCCCAUCACGAGCGAGUCAUGAGUGCCCAACUCAACGCCAUAUUUCACGAUUAA
Gekko japonicus is the source of this 1071-nucleotide messenger RNA. It is a transcript of the gene NEUROD1, whose product is annotated as neuronal differentiation 1. Lineage: Eukaryota; Metazoa; Chordata; Lepidosauria; Squamata; Gekkonidae. Gene Ontology annotation, molecular function: protein dimerization activity. The coding region runs from base 1 to 1071 and encodes 356 amino acids. The record is from RefSeq and is a predicted model, not a curated record. The transcript has a single exon. Gene Ontology annotation, biological process: nervous system development; regulation of DNA-templated transcription.